UCUAGCUCGAGCCACCUGGCCACUCUGACACCUCCUGAUAACGCAAUUGUAUUGUUUAUAUAGUUUCCAAAGCCGAACGAGAAUGCAAUGUGGCGAUAUCAGUUGCUGAUAAGCACUGGAACCCCGCAACACACAAUCCACAAACGACGAUGACCGCCACCAAGAAGCGCCUGAAGAUCGUAGCAGCCAUCUCGCUGGUCCUUCUGCUCCUGGUCUACCUGUACCGAAUGGCCAGUUAUUCCCCAAGCGGCAAGCCCCCCGUUUCCGUUCCUGGCGGCGAGGAGGUGCAGGCCAAGUGGCCGCCUACGGAGAGUCCACUGCAAAGGAGCCUUCAGAUGGCCUACGAGGAGCAGAGCUCUCUUAUCCGGGAGCAAAAAGCCGAAUUGCAGCGCACAAGGGAGCAUUUGGCCAGAUUGGAGGAGCAAAUACAUAGCCUUCAGAGCAGUACUCCGCGCAAGUAUCCGAAGGUUAAAUACCUGAACUACAAGAAUCGCAAGCGCAUUUUAAUUACCGGAGGAGCGGGCUUCGUUGGCUCCCACCUGGUCGACGAUCUGAUGGUCCAGGGUCACGAGGUCAUCGUGGUGGACAAUUUCUUUACGGGACGCAAGCGAAAUGUCGAACACUGGCUGGGACACGAGAACUUCGAGCUCAUCCACCACGACAUAGUGAAUCCGCUUUUCAUCGAGAUUGAUGAGAUCUACCACUUGGCAUCACCCGCCUCGCCCCCGCACUACAUGUACAAUCCCGUAAAGACCAUCAAGACUAACACCAUGGGCACCAUCAAUGUGCUGGGCCUGGCCAAGCGCGUGAUGGCCAAGGUUCUGAUAGCCAGCACUUCGGAAGUGUACGGCGAUCCCACGGUGCAUCCGCAGCCGGAAACGUACUGGGGCCAUGUAAACCCCAUUGGGCCAAGGGCCUGUUACGACGAGGGAAAGCGUGUCUCGGAGACGCUGAGCUAUGCGUAUUCUAAGCAGGUGCAAGUGCGAGUGGCGCGUAUCUUCAACACAUAUGGACCCAGGAUGCACAUGAACGAUGGACGAGUAGUCUCAAACUUUAUACUCCAGGCGCUGAGGAAUGAAACCAUUACCGUAUAUGGGAAUGGCAAACAAACGCGCUCAUUUCAGUAUGUUUCGGAUCUGGUGGAUGGAAUGAUAGCCCUAAUGGCAUCCAACUACACACAGCCGGUGAAUUUGGGUAAUCCCGUAGAGCAGACAAUCGGCGAAUUUGCCGAAAUCAUAAAGCAACUGGUCGGCGGGCCAAGUGUGAUAAAGCAAUCGAAGGCCAUGGAGGAUGAUCCUCAGCGCAGAAAACCUGACAUAACUCGUGCCCGGCAGUUCCUCCACUGGGAGCCAAAGGUUCCCCUAGAAACUGGACUCCAGCGGACCAUCUCCUACUUCCGCAACGAAUUGGCGCGUAGCGAUCGCUUUCAGGAAAGCUCCAACAAGUACUUUGAUACACAUACACCUUAGCGUUAAGUGGGUCUAGCUCUUAUUGGUGAUGAUGGAACGUCUCUAGUCUGCAAAUGUAAAUAUGACCAUCGUUAGCACUAAUUGUAAGCCCUUAGGACCACGGAAUAACUUUUGUUAUGGUUCAUUUUUUGAAAUUUUGCGAAAUAUCAACCUAUGUAGGGAACUGGGAUAAGGGGUACACAAAUGCGAUCAACGGUAUAGCACUACAUUUUGGUAAUCUAAUUUGAAAUUGUUUAGUUAAUAGAAAAUCCAAAUACGUUA
Molecule: messenger RNA, 1730 nt
Organism: Drosophila teissieri
Lineage: Eukaryota; Metazoa; Arthropoda; Insecta; Diptera; Drosophilidae
Gene: Uxs
Product: UDP-glucuronic acid decarboxylase 1
Exons: 3
Coding region: 150-1469 (439 amino acids)
Biological process (GO): D-xylose metabolic process
Cellular component (GO): cytoplasm
Molecular function (GO): NAD+ binding; UDP-glucuronate decarboxylase activity
Source: RefSeq, a predicted model, not a curated record